Symbiodinium necroappetens is the source of this 1665-nucleotide messenger RNA. Lineage: Eukaryota; Dinophyceae; Suessiales; Symbiodiniaceae. The record is from the annotation of a GenBank genome assembly.
AUGGUCAUGACACUUUCUCUGACGGUCUUCGACAACUUCCGGUAUGGACUGCGCUCGAUGGCGCCGGUUGGUGUCUGGCCUGUCUGGCUGCCGUGGACUGAAACGCUUCUGCUGGCUGCUCGCUUCGGCAUGGAUGCUCACACGUGUGAGGCAGCUGCGCAGUCGUGGGCGAGUCUCGGUUUGGCGGAGCUGGAUCCCUUGCCUCGACAUUGCAAGGGCCCAACAGACUAUACUCGCAUUGGUUUGCUUCCAGCGGGAGACGAAACUGAUAUGCUGUCGGUUUCUUCGGACGAGGAGCCUCAGACCAAAGAAUCCAACAAUGAGUGCAUGGAUGUUCCGUCUGCCGGGGGGCUGGUGGACAUACCCAUGCCGGUCUCUUUCAAUGCCGAGGAAGUGCAUCUCUUGCCGGCUUUUUUCGACUUGUGGCAGAUGCAUCGUCAGGACAGAGCCUGGGGGCUCGACGACGGUGUAGCAGUGGACAUACCUGCUUGGGCUGCCGAGUUGUUUCAGUGUGGCUUUCCCUGGACAGCUGAGCUUGUUCGUGCGUGCAGUGAAGGUGACUCUUACCAGGCUGACGAGUUUCGCCCGGCUUCGUCCAAGAUGGUGCUCACUUCCAAAGUGGGGGAUGCGUGGACAUACAACUUCGUACCCCCCAACCAGGAUGUACUGCUUGUGCGAGAGCAACCUACUUCCAGCUCGUCCGCAGGGUUUUUCGGCCAGUUCUCAGUGGUCGUGGUCCUUUUCUGGUUUGCGGUCGUCGAGGGAAUGGAAGCGGCUGCCUUCCAGAUGGCAGAAGAUGUGGCCGGCGUCAUGGGCUUCCGAGCAGGCCCGAAGGCUUCAUGGAAAAUGAAGCUUCCCGUGAAGAAGUCCGGCUCUUCCAAGCAGCACCAGAAGGAAGCGCGGAAGCUUUACGGCUCCAACUACCAAAGCAGUUGGAAAAGGCAUUGGUGCGACGGUGCGACUCGGUUUCGUCAGAGUCGCAUCAAGCCUCCGGACUUGCUGAAGCUGCUGGUCUUCUAUGCGCGAUCCAAUCGAUUGAAGAGCCCCAAAGUCUGUGAUGCAAUGUCACACUUGAAGUUGGGGAAGAAUCAAGUCCAGCAUAUUUACAGUGUGCUCUUGUCUCAGGAAGCUACAGCCGGCCGAAAGUUUUGUGCUCAAAAGCAGAACCUUUUCGGACAGUUGGAGUGCGACGCGCACACCAUCCGCAAGAUUUACGUUAGCAAGACAAACCCUGAGUUUCAAGACGAGAUCCAAGAUGCUAUGCAGGGGUGGAAAGCUCAGAAACCUGGCAAGCCAGAGCCGAAGUAUUGGCUUGGACAUGUGCGUAUUGCUGGCAUCAAAGCACGUGCUGCUGCCACCGUGGUUGUCGUUUUACCGACUCGUCUUGUUCCUCCAAGUUCAAGCCCUCCUGUUGAGAGCUUCGUGGAACUCAAGAACUCCGGCCUCAUCAACCAUAUUAGCACAGAUCGCGGGAGACAUUCUUUGCUUCACUCCGAUGGUGCUCAAGCUUGGCCUCGUUUGGUCUCGGACAUGGGCAAAGCCGUUGUCACGAGUGAUCAUGUCAGCCACUCCAAGCACGAGUUCGCCAGAAAAGUUGCUGUGAAGCGGCGGACGAACAAGAGGCCCGCAGCAUACAUUACUGGCACGCAAAGCAUCGAUCGGUAG